UGCACAGAUAUAAAAGGACAGAUGUAUGGAUAAAUAUACUGUAUAACAACUUGGGACAACAUUUUGGACCAAACAGACUGAAGCUUCUUUAAAAAUGAAGAGGGUACUGAUUCUAGUGGCUUUUCUGCUGGCCACUUCUCAUGCAGUUCCUGUGCACCCAGAGGAGAGGGCUAACGAACAACCAACUCCAGAGCACCUAGAGGCCCCUGAGAUGCUCCAGCCCCAGGCACAGGCCGCAUAUGGCAACAGCAUCUACUACCCUGUCCCCCCAGCAGAUGCACUUCUGGGCAUGAACAGCUUCCAGGGCAUGAACAGCUUCCAGAGCCUGAACGGCCUCACCAACCCAUAUGGCUAUGGUCUGCCGUAUGGCUACGGUUAUUCUGGUUUUGGUUACCCUGGUUAUGGCAACUAUGGUUAUGGUAACCCCUAUGGUUCCCUUUACAAUCCCUAUGGCAACAGCCGCCUCUAUUCCGGCUACUCCUACCCACCUAUCAUCAUCACCUUACCCAAGCAACAGGCCACUAGGGGUGCCUGACCACCUGAACCCCAUGUAAAUGCUGGGAGGGUGUACUGUAUGCCAACAGUCAAGAGUAAACAUUUCUCACAUUUUAUAAAAGGUGAGAC
Molecule: messenger RNA, 624 nt
Organism: Alosa sapidissima (American shad)
Lineage: Eukaryota; Metazoa; Chordata; Actinopteri; Clupeiformes; Clupeidae
Product: transcriptional regulatory protein LGE1
Exons: 4
Coding region: 95-535 (146 amino acids)
Source: RefSeq, a predicted model, not a curated record